Molecule: messenger RNA, 1365 nt
Organism: Centruroides sculpturatus (bark scorpion)
Lineage: Eukaryota; Metazoa; Arthropoda; Arachnida; Scorpiones; Buthidae
Product: solute carrier organic anion transporter family member 5A1-like
Exons: 7
Coding region: 1-1365 (454 amino acids)
Biological process (GO): sodium-independent organic anion transport; transmembrane transport
Cellular component (GO): membrane
Molecular function (GO): protein binding
Source: RefSeq, a predicted model, not a curated record
AUGGAUGAAGAUAAAAGUAAUCUGCAAUGUGGAUUCGGAAAAUGGAGACCUAAAUGGCUUCAACAUUUUGCUAAACCUAGUGCUUUUUUGAUUUCGUUUUCUCUUUUGGGUAUUGUACAAGGUGCAUAUUAUGCUUAUUUAAUUGGUGUGAUAUCAACUAUCGAGAAAAGAUAUUCGUUCAACAGUAAAGCUACCGGAUUGAUACUCACAAUGGAUAAUGUCACUCCUAUUUUAACCAGUAUUAUCAUUGGUUACUACGGUAGGAAUAUCAACAGACCAAAAUGGAUCGGCCUGGGAAUGCUGAUUGUGGUUAUAAGUUGUUUUUUAUCUUGUUUACCUUAUUUUAUUUAUGGACCAGCUUUUGAUCUGUUCUCCAACACAACCAGUCUUGAAAAAGAAAAUGAAUUAUGCGAAACAAGAUCAAAAGAAAAAUACUGUGACGAUGAUAAAUCGAUUACUAUCCCAGCUCUUACCUGUUUUGCUUUAGCUAGCCUAUUGAAAGGAUUUGGAAGCACAGCAUAUUAUACGAUUGGUAUACCCUACAUGGAUGAUAAUAUCAAGAAAAAACAAUCUGCUUUGUAUCUUGGUAUAUGUUAUGCGUUGAGACUUCUAGGUCCAACAUUUGGAUUUGUAUUAUCUGCGGUAUGUCUACGAUACUACGAAUAUCCUGCGUAUAUUUUAAUUUCAUCGUUACGUAUACUUCGUAAUCCGGUUAUAUUUUGGUAUAUGAUGAGUGAUAUCAUUAUUGGAAAUGGAUGGCUUGGACAUUAUAUAUUCCUUCCUAAAUAUUUUGAAUCACAAUUUGGACAGUCGGCUGCAGAUGCAAAUUUAUUAACUGGUCCAGUUGCAUUGAUCAGCAUUCAAGUUGGUUUGAUUUCUGGUGGCAUAAUUAUUCGAAAAUUUAAACCAAAACCGCAUUAUAUAGCAUUUUCUGUAAUGAUUAAUGAUAUAAUUUCUGCACUUCUCAUAUUUUCUUUUAUGAUGAUGGGUUGUCCUCAGAUAUUAAUGUUGGGAACAGAAAAUCGAAACGGAGAAUUAAUUCUUGAAAACAGUUGCAAUUCAAACUGUGAUUGUACACUGGCAACAUUUCAACCCGUAUGUGGUACAGAUAGUCAAUCAUCAUAUUUCUCUCCCUGUUUUGCCGGUUGUUCGGAAUCUAAUGACACCCUUUAUAGUAAUUGUCAGUGUGUACACGACGAGAAGCAAAAUUUCAUUAUAUCGACUGCAACUUCAGAAUAUUGUAAACAGAAUUGUCAAAAGAUUAUAUCAUAUAUUGUAACGUUCGCUUUUCUCUGUGUCAUUUCAUCAGUUAAUUCAGUUGGCUUCUCUUUAUUACUUUUCCGAAUCGUAACUGAAGUCGUUUGA